Messenger RNA from Blepharisma stoltei, 642 nucleotides. Lineage: Eukaryota; Ciliophora; Heterotrichea; Heterotrichida; Blepharismidae. The record is from the annotation of a GenBank genome assembly.
AUGGAUAUCUACGAAAACUUUGAAGGAGAAAGAGAAGAAAGAAAGAUCAUAAGGCAUACAUACCAUUAUGCAUAUUUAGCUGCUUCAUUAGUAAUGAUCACAUUAAUUAUCAUAGAUUUGGCACUUCAUGAAUGAUUUACUUAUUGUCUCUGAAAUUUUGGAUUAGUUUAUGCAAGCAGCUGGACUGGGCGAAAAUUAUGAGACGGUGCAAGCUCAAUAUCUGAUGUAAAAGAUGAUGCUUGCGGCUCUUAUAAAUUAUAUGUUGAAUCAAGCUGUCCAGGAUUUUGCGAACAUAUAGAUAAUUUUAUAGGCGCUGGAGGAACAAUGCUUGCAUUUGGAAUAGCAGCAAUUCUAUUUAAUCUUAUUGCUAUGGGACUUGUUAUAUGACGAAUGAGGCAUCCAAGUUUUAGAUUUGAAAUAGCUACACUGUUUUUUAUAAUGCCAACACUUCAGUAUUUUUUAGCGUUUAUUAUAUUUUAUGGGGUUGCUGAAAUACCAGAAUUAGAAGAGGUUCAUAAGAUAGGGAAUAUUAAUCCUCAUGAAUAUGGAAUGGCUGGAGGAAUGAUUCUUGCAAUUGUUAUCAUUAUUUUGCAAUUUUCAUUGAUGAUUUACUCACUGAUGGUAACACGAAAAGCAUUUUAA